GCACCUGGUAAUGAAUGAGGACGUUUUCAAUUUUUGGAUAACAUGAUACCCUGUUUAUUAAAGUAAGUAAAUUGUAUCUCGGUAGCGAAAAUAAAAUUGACAAUGGGCCUGCCUACAGCCACUAGUGGAUGUUCGGUACAUACUAGGUUUCAUUUUUAAUAAUAGAUAUGGAGGGGCCUGGGAACGAGGUGCAUCUACCUGACGGAUUCAAUCAAUAUGAACUUAUCAACAAUUUUAUUGACAAGCAAUGGCUUGUCUUGCCACCAGAUUUGAAGAAGGGGAAAAUGCGCAGUGCUCCUUUUCCUCAGGCUAGAGAGGAUACCCUUAAUGAUUUAUGGGACAAACACCGACGUGAUAUCAUCACAUCUACGAGAUCAAAAUGGUAUAAGUUCAGCCGGUGGAUUUGCACUCAAUGUCAUGGUAUCAGUGUCAAGAUCUCCAGGCCAUUUAAGAACAAUACAAUAUACCUCCAGCAAAUAACGCCCAAAAUGUCUACAGGAUCCAUAUCGGAAUUAAGUCAGACAACAUUUUACACUUUAAACGGAGGUAGUGCGUCAUUGGGAUCGCUCAAAGUCUUAGACCAGGAUCUUCAAAAGUCUCAUAAACUCGUCUCUUCAACGUGACAGCAGCCCCAGUUCAUUAAUCGCACCUAUCAGACUUACAGAUCCCCUGAGCACGACAAAACGCAAGAAUUCAGUCGAUGAGUUUUUCACAGCACUUAUUAAGGAUUUAUAUCCGAAAACGGCAGACUCCUUCUU
Messenger RNA from Trichoderma harzianum CBS 226.95, 758 nucleotides. RefSeq lists its product as hypothetical. Bases 168 to 623 code for a protein of 151 amino acids. The transcript has 2 exons. NCBI's taxonomy places the organism in Eukaryota, Fungi, Ascomycota, Sordariomycetes, Hypocreales, Hypocreaceae. The record is from RefSeq and is a predicted model, not a curated record.